GUCACAGUCGGUGCUGCUCGCUUACUCGCUGCGAAGUGUUGUUAUGUCAGGUCUGUAUAUGUAACUUGUACGUAAGCAGCACUUCGGUAAUAGCUGCAUUUUUUGUGGGAAUCACGGAGGACAUAAAGAAAUUCAGCAUGCUUGGAGCAGUGGUGGUUGGCAUUGGCACAGCUGGUUGUGUAAGGAUCAGAGAUAUGCUGGUGCCACUACGUGGCAGUCCUGCAGAGAAACUCGCUGUCAAAGGAUUUAUAUCCAGGAGAAGCCUGGAGCCUCAGCAGGGAGUGAGUCGGAUCUCACUGGAGGAGGCUUUGGGUAGAGACGACGUUCAUGUGGCGUUCAUCUGUACUGAGAACAUGUCACACGAGGACAAUGUCAGGAUGUUCCUGCAGGCACAGAAGCAUGUCUGUGUUGAGUAUCCUAUGACCAUGAGCUACAAGGCUGCUGUGGAGCUUUGGGACUUAGCUGAAGAAAAAGGAGUGAUUCUGCAUGAAGAACACAUUGAGCUGCUGUCAGAGGAAUACAAACAGCUGAAGAGAGAGGUAGAGGGAAAAACCUUGCAAGAAGGUACUCUUCAUUUUACUGGUGGAGCUUUAAAGCCUGGAUUUGGUUUCCCAUCAUUCAGCGGCAUCGCCCGCCUUACUUGGUUGGUUGAGUUGUUUGGUGAGCUCUCAGUAUCUGCAGCAUCACUGGAGGAGGACCCUGCUAACAGCUACAGCAAGAUGACUGCAAAGCUGCUAACGUCCGACAACAGAUCUCUGACAUGGAUUGAGGAACGGCAACCAGGCCUCCCCCGAGCAAAAAACAUCAACUUUCAGUUUGAUUCAGGGGCUCUGACUCAGAUUCCUCCUGCACCAAGAGGGACCGUGGGCCUUUUUAUGCAAGACCUGAUCCAUUUCUCUGCUAAGCUGGCAGGCCAAGUGAGUCCUGAAGAGCUCCAGAGAGAGAGAGUCAGGGUCCUACACUGCCUGGAACUGGCAGGCAAAAUACAAGAGCUUUGCCAAGGUUAAAGGGAAACUCCUUGAUCUCAUUGGAUGAUAGUUACAUUUAUACCCCCGUUUCAAAAAACAUUUGGUGUGUGGAAUGUAAAUAAAAUGCAGUGAUUUGAAAGUGUCAUAUACUUAUAGUUUAUUCACAAUAAAACAACAACCUUCAUAAAUAUCUGGGAAGUGAGGAAUGCUGCAUUUGUAGCAGAGGAAUGUUGUCCCAUUGUUGUGUGAUAGAGAAUUCAAAGAACUCUUCUUUUGAACUGAGUGCUGACAACAGCGUGGAUGUCCCUUUCCAUGUGCCAUCCAUGUUUCCCAAAAAGAGUUGCUUUAAUCAUAUGGCUUCUUCUUUGCAUGACAUAAUUUUAACCUGCAUUUGUGGAUGACGUUAUUGACUUGCAAGCUUAUUCCAGUUGGACUUUUCUAAGUGGGGACAUCCCAGUUGUUUUGGGAAGUCAACAGGAUGGUGAUGUACACUAAUAAAGUAAAUAUUAAACCAC
This is a messenger RNA of Pelmatolapia mariae (spotted tilapia), 1483 nucleotides long. RefSeq names its product biliverdin reductase A (gene blvra). Bases 138 to 1007 code for a protein of 289 amino acids. Lineage: Eukaryota; Metazoa; Chordata; Actinopteri; Cichliformes; Cichlidae. The transcript is spliced from 7 exons. Gene Ontology annotation, molecular function: biliverdin reductase [NAD(P)H] activity; zinc ion binding; nucleotide binding. The record is from RefSeq and is a predicted model, not a curated record. Gene Ontology annotation, biological process: heme catabolic process.